GCCAUGGCUGCUGAGGAAGGGCAGAGGGAGAGAGGGGCAGCCUGCUCCCCCCCGGACCGCGACUUCCACCGCUUCUACAGCAAACUCUUCACCAUCAGGGCGUCGGACGACGAGAAUUUUAAAACCGAGAUCAACCUGGUGUUCGAUCAGCUCAUCUCGGAGAAUUACCUCGACGGUUCCAGCAUAAGCCGCGAGCAUGUGUGUUCCUUGCUCGUCCAAGCCUGUCGGCUUGUCCAGUUGAACCAGGAGCACCUCGUAAGCAAAAUGUGUCAACUAAUUCACCAUCUGCUCAACCGCCUACAGGUGACAGUGGAUGAGCAGAGUUUGGAUCAUCUUCUCUCCUACUGCAUCCGAGCACUGCAACAGUGCAACUCCUGGACUCAUGUUGAAAUACUGCAGGCGGUGGCUGCUCUUGUCUACGGUAAUGGACCACGGUGCCAGAAGUUCCUUCCAGACCUGCUGGGGAAAAAAGGAAUCUUACUGCAGCUUAGUGCACCGACACAGCCAGAUGUGGACCUGCGGAGGGCUGCUGUGUACUGCAUGGCCAAUCUCUGUCUUGGUAUACCUGGACAGCCUUACCUGGAGGAACAGUAUAAAACUGUGUCUCUGCAGACCUUUCUAGUUGUGAUGAGGAAUCCAAAGUCUCCUGAAGUCGAUGAUGUUACGGUUUGUAAGUUGUUGCAAAAUGCAUUGAAGGGCAUCCAUUCCAUUCUGAAUGCAGGGAGAAUUAAUCUGACGCAAACCGAUCAACUGGGGACUCUCCUGGCAGUUUUAAAGACAUACAUGUUCUAUGGUUUUCCAGGUGUGAACAUUGAAGUUCCUGCUGUCCUUUACCCAGCCCCUCUGCCCCAGUAUGAAGGUAGCUCACCCACGAAGGAGCCAACAGGAGGUGCUACAAACUCUUCAAAGCAAGUGGGGCAUAAAAAAAAGAAAUCUCGAUCCAAAAACAAGAAGGAACAAUCAGAGGACCAACAUGAGGACUGGAGAGAGACAGCACAGCCAGAACCACUCCAUGGAGUGGAGAGUGGGGGGCAGAGAGAAGGUGACUCAACUUUCAGCCUUCUCCAGGAACCAAAGAACUAUUCUGACAAGACAGUUUCUUCUCUCGAUGGUAAAGAUUCUUCACAUUCCUUCUGUCCUAGCUGGAAAAAAAUAAAUAGUUCUGACUCUGAGUAUUCAGACACUGAGGGAGGAAUCCAGAGCAAACUGAGAUCACUUCAAGCGAAAGUCCGUCAGGGCGCCUUGGCCUGCUUCCUUUCAACUAUAAAAUCAAUAGAGAAGAAAGUUCUGUAUGGCUACUGGUCAUCUUUCAUUGCAGAUGCGCCUGGCAUUGGAAGUCCACAAGCUGUGUCUUUAAUGACCAUUGCUUUGAAAGAUCCAUCACCAAAGGUCCGUGCUGGUGCACUCCAAGUCUUAUCAGCCAUCUUGGAAGGAUCUAAACAGUUCCUAUCUGUCGCAGAGGACACCAACGAUCAUCGGAGAGCUUUCACUCCUUUCUCCGCAACCUUGGCUUCCAGCAUCCGGGAGCUUCAUAGAUGCCUGCUGAUUGCCCUAGUGGCAGAAUCCUCCCCACAGACACUUACACAGAUCAUCAAGUGCCUUGCUAACCUGGUAACCAAUGUGCCAUACAAUCGCCUCAAACCAGGACUCCUUACCCGUGUUUGGAACCAGAUUAAACCAUACAACCGUCGCAAAGAUGUCAAUGUGCGUGUAUGCAGCCUGACUCUGCUUGGGGCCAUCAUUUCGGUCCAGGCUCCUCUCCCUGAGGUACAGCUGCUCUUGCAGCAGCCCAGCUCCACAGGUCACUCGAACAGCGGCUCAGGGACACCACACCGUCUCAGUGACUCAGAGUCCUGGCGAAAGCCCCAACCAUCAGGAAACCGGGAUGGAGAAAAGGAGAACUGGGAGAGUCCACAGUUCGAGCUCGGCUGGCUGAUUCAGUUGUGUAUUUCCAUCGUUACCUUACCAAAGCAGGAGCCGUAUUCAGACAGUGACACCAACACAGGGGCAGCAAAUAGCUUGUAUGAGCCCUCUCCUGUGCGAGUAGAAGCACUACAGGUAUUGGCGCUGCUUGUCAAAGGGUACUUCACAAUGGCGCAAAUCAGCUUGUUGGAGCUGGGUGAAGUAGCAUGUAGAUGUAUGGAGGAACCGGACCCAUCUAUUCAACUGCAUGGAGCUAGGCUGCUGGAGGAGAUAGGUUCCGGGAUUGUCCAACAACAUAAACUGGACUCGCCCACACCCCUCAGUCAAAGAGUACCUGUCAGCCAGGUCGUGACCUUUUGGUCUAGGAUGUUGAAUGGUCCUUUGCCAGGGGCAUUACAGAAUGAUGAGCAUCCUACACUCCAGACCAGCACCUGUGAUGCAGUUUCCUCAAUUUUACCAGAGGCUUUUAACAGUCUUCCGAAUGAGAAGCAGAUUCUGUGCAUAACUAUGCUGCUCGGACUCAAUCAUAGUGAGCAUCCCCUGGUCAAGGCGGCUGCCGUACGAGCUUUGGGCGUUUACAUCCUCUUCCCCUCGCUCCGACAGGAUGUGAUGUUUGUGGCUGACACUGCGAAUGCCAUCCUGACUUCCUUGGAUGACAAGUCUCUAAACGUCCGUACCAAGGCAGCCUGGUCCCUGGGCAAUCUCACAGACACCUUGAUUGCUAACAUGGAGUCCAUGGGCCUAGGCUUCCAGGAGGAGUUCUCAGAUGUUUUGCUACUCAAGAUGUUGAAAUCAGCCACACAUGCGUCCAAUGAUAAAGACAAGGUGAAGAGCAAUGCAGUGCGAGCUCUGGGAAACCUGCUCCACUUUCUGCAGCCUCACCACAUCUCCAAGCCGCAGUUCAAGCCAAGAAUCGAAGAGUCAAUCCAGGCUUUAAUCCGCACUGUUCAGAGUGAGGCAACCAUGAAGGUGCGGUGGAAUGCAUGUUACGCGCUGGGAAAUAUGUUCAAAAACCCAGCUAUUCCACUCGACUCGGCUCCCUGGGCAGCAGAGGCUUUCAGCGCCUUGACCUCGGUGGUGAAAACCUGCAAGAACUUCAAAGUGCGCAUCAAAUCGGCCACGGCGCUUUCGAUCCCGAGCAGCCGUGAGCGCUACGGGGGCAGCAAACAGUUCGGUGAGAUCUGGUGCGCGCUGGUGCUAGCCUUGGAGAAGAGCGAAGAGACGGAGGACUUCCUGGAGUUCAAAUACUGCGCCAGCUUGCGGACUCAGAUCUGCAAGACGCUGCUGCACCUCCUGCACCUCGUCACGGCCGAGGACCUCUCCUGCAUCAGCAAAACCCUUUCCGAGAAGGGCGACUUGAUCCGAGCCUUUGUUCAGCGCUUUCUGACUUCGGGGGUGGAGGCUGAUGAAACGGCGACUCAGACGGGCCCCCAGGACAGGAUCAGGAUGCUGCAAAAGGCCUUUCAGCACGCGGACAGCCUGCAGGGGGUGCCGGUGGACGAGAAACAGCUGGUUGUCAAAUAUCUGGACGAAAUCUUGAAACAUUGCGCAGAAUCCACAGAUACACAGGGUGGACUGAAAGACACUCAGGAGUGAAGAGUUGUGUUGCGACGGGGCAUACCUGUUUCUGCAGGUCUUAGGCUUAUGGAACGUUUUGACAGCUCUUGCCUGUUUCGCUUACUACUGCUUAUUUUAAGAUGGCAGGGUGCCCUGGCGACCGAGUGUUUCCAUGCUUCCCUUCUGCCUCUGAGGCUUUGGGAUCGCAUUCGGUGCAAGCUGAUAGUCUGAAAGCCCCACUCGUCCACGGGCACUAAGGGGCCCUGUAGUCUGUGCCAUUUCAACCCGGGUUCCGGCGGGCAUGGGCCCUUAUCACGUGAAAGCCGCCCCGAAAUCCGCCGCUAAUAUCGUUGAGAGAGGCUGGUGUGAGGAAAUCGAAAAGUUGUCCUGCUGGUGCAGUCAGGAGGUGUUCUGGAGUUAUACACAGAGUACAGGAAGUGUCACUUUGUGUCUGACCUGGCGGUGGGAGUGCCCAAGGGUGACACAGGGUGCCUGAGAUAUAAAUGGCAUUGUCCGUCAGCGCUAACAUCCUCUAUUUGAAAAAUGUUUUUUUUGUUAAAAUGUGGGUGGAAUAUUGAAUAAACUGAAAUGCCAUAGAGAUACCACAGUAUAUUCAGCACAAGUGGGUGGUAGUGCUGUGGAGUGCAAUAUUUUCAUUAUGUAUCUAAUGACUGCGCUGAUUACUCUCAGGCUGUAAGUCAGUUAAGCAUUUCUAUUUGUAAUCUUUUUUGAACCUUGUAGCACCAACACAGCGCUCACACUCCCCCUUCUUCAACAGCAUAAUCUCAGUGUUAUAGAAAGCUGGAGUCAUUGCGCUUUUCAGAGAGUUCUGUGAUAUUGAUUGGAUGGGCAGGGAGUUGGAAUAAGACCACUCCACAAAGGGAACUGAGCGUGAACUGCCCUUAAGUUUACAGACGCAUACAGAGAGCUCAUUUGCCCUGACAUGCCACUUCUGCUCCGGUGAUGUUAUUCAGAAGCACAUUUUCAGCUCCACUCGUGUUCCUGACAUCAGUAGGUUAAAGUCAUGAAUGCUGUGCAUUUGAGCAGGCUUCAGCGAAGGCAUCUGAUCUCCUAAAGACUUGAUUGACACUAUGCAAUGGGAUUUGCGCUUUCUCACUGGAGCCCCACAGCUACUGAAGAUUUCACUUUUUGAUUCUGCGUGUGUGGAUGAUUGCUGAUCCCAUUUCACAUUAUUAGCAUUGCAAAGGUUGGAAUAUUAACAGCUGUCAAAACCACGGGCAGUUCCUCCCAAUGAUUGAUCAAACCCAAUCUUUGACUUUUAGCAGCCACUCAAAAGCAUUCUUGAGGUUUACAGCCACAGAGAGUUGAGGGACAGGAAGAUUUUUCAUGGGUAUACUGUUGCUGGACUUGUAAGAGGCAAGAUGGAUAAAUCCUUUUACCCGUCUGUAUAAAAUCUACAUGCCCCGUUAUUCCACUUGAAAGCCUGGAGGAGCAAAAAAGGCACUUCCUCUGAAUUGGCAGAAUGUGGUUUUUCUUGUAAAAUUUUUGUAAUUUUCCCUAUUUCCUGCCUCAAAGCUGCUUGCCACUACACAGAGAGUCUGAGAUAACGUCACUUCAUAAAAAUUCCACAGGACAGCAGUCCUCCCCACCCACCCCAAUAUCAACCUGUUUGGUUGGGUAAAGCUCUGCAAGUGCCAGGUUAAGGUCACACCCUAUUAAAUGAUAGCCCUGAUUUUGUGGAUGCUGUUGACGGUGAAACUGCCACAGUUUGCCGUCAUUUCUCCACUGCAAGUGACAGCAACUUUGGGAGUCUGCACGUGCACAGAAUAGUAUGGAGAUCCAAAAGUUUCUGUCAGUGAUUCUGCACUUCUCCAGAGGGUGUGCUGCGGAAUGCAACCCCUACCCUAAGCAAUCAGUGACUUGAUGAGGACUUCCACCCUUACCUACGCUUUUAGUCUCACUGUAAAAAUGCUUGAAAAAGUGGCACCUUGUUGAAUGAGGUGCAACUGGAUUUUAAACUGUGUACUAACCUCAUAAUUACUGCCAAACACCCUCUCUGGCCCGAAAGGCUAAUUUUAUAUUUGUGGAAUGCCAAAUGCCUCUGCUGUGAUAAAUUUCACAUUUUAGAAAUAAUUCUUUAAAGUUUGCUUGUGAUAUUUUAGCUUCUGUCUUAACCCAUUCGUAAUUUAUUUCACUGAAAAUUUAAAUUAAAGGUGAAGGAUAAUCAGU
Molecule: messenger RNA, 5670 nt
Organism: Carcharodon carcharias (great white shark)
Lineage: Eukaryota; Metazoa; Chordata; Chondrichthyes; Lamniformes; Lamnidae
Gene: heatr6
Product: HEAT repeat containing 6
Exons: 20
Coding region: 4-3519 (1171 amino acids)
Source: RefSeq, a predicted model, not a curated record